CCGCCGGAAUACGGGAAGCAGCGUGAGGGCUUCGGGUGAGCCGCAGCAGCUUGGCCCUACCUGUCCUCCAUUUCUCAACCACGUUGGAGCCUCAGACAGCCUCGUUUUUACGUGUUCUGCUCCAAUGGAGGCGGCGGUGCUGAACCACGCGAUAAUGACGGAGGUGGACUGCAACAGCAACACCCUGAACGCAGAGCUGGAGGUGAAGAAGCUGCAGGAGCUGGUCCGGAAGCUGGAGCGGCAGAACGAGCAGCUGCGCACCCGGGCGACGAGCUGCUCCGGCGGCCCGCUUGUGCUGCCUGUGUCCCCGGCGUGCGUGAUCAGCGGCGCCGGCGGGUACUGCCUGCCCAGCCCGCUGCCCACCCUGCUCUGCCAGACGUCCUUGGGGUCAUUGGAGGAGCCUUUCGACUAUUUCCAGCCGCACUCCGGCGGGGGUGGAGCGGCUGCGGGGGAGGCGGAGGACGGUUCCGAGCCGUCGGUUCUGGAUGAGCUGGAACUUUUGGAUUUUGAUUCUCUGUGCUGCUCGGACGACUCUGAUGAAACAUGGUUGUAUGUGCCGUCCAAGUCCAGAGAGACAGACACCUCCGUCUCACCGCUGCAGUGGUGCCGGCAGGCUCUGGACUCUCCCAAAUCAGAGGUGGAGGCCGCCAGGAGAUCACUGUCCCUCCGACUGGAACAAGUCUCCAGGUGGCGCAGCUCCCUGUCCAGCCCCUCUCCCACCUCCUCCCCCGGCCCUCCUCUGAGUCGAGUGGCCGGUGUGUCACCUAUAAGUGCUUCCCCUUCAGCCAAACCCUGCUCCCCGUCAUCUGACAGACACGCUCCAUCCCUGUCCUCCCCGCUCCACCCGGUCCUCCAUCGGACGUUGAGUCCUGUAGGGAAGGAUCUCUCCCCCCUAGCUGAGAGGACUCCCACGUUCCUCCCUGCGAGCCGCAGCCGCAGCCUCCGGCGCUCCACCCUCAGCCCCCAGUCCUCCAUGGACAGCGACCUCGGUGCUUCAGAGGUGGAGGAUGACUCCAUCACUCUGGGAUACAAACUGCAGGACCUCACCGACGUCCAGGUUAUGGCCCGACUGCAGGAGGAGAGUCUAAGACAGGACUACGCCAGCACGUCCUCCGUCCUGGCCAACCGCCGCAGCCAGAGCUUCACCUUCCAGCUCAGCCAGCUCAGCGCCGGCCCCGACCUGGAGGAGGAAGACGAGGAGGACGACGAAGACUACGGCCUCCUGCCCCCGCCGCAGCCGCGCCUCACCCGCCUGCCACACUCCCACACCUUCUCCAGCAUCCGAGACUGGCGAAGAAGCACCACUUCCCUGUCCACCCCACCUUCCACCCCCUCCACCCCGCCUUACCCUUCCGCUGGCUUCGCCUUUCAACCGCAGCUCCAGGCCCAGCCGCAGGGACUUGGACUGGGCAGCCUCUGCGCAGCCGAGCAGCAUGGCUUCAGACCAGGAUCAGCUGAAUAUGAGAAUAAGCUGCGGAGGAGCAUGCCUAACCUUGUCAGAACUCCCAGCAUGCCCAGUGUGCCCAUUCCAACCAACCCCAGUGCUUCCCCUUCUUUGCUUCGUAACAGCCAGAGUUUCGAUUCAUCCAGCGGGCUGGCUCGACUGCAGUCCUCCAUCCCUUCCCCAGGCCAGCUACAAAACAGGGUCCAGAGCGUCGGGAACUUCUCCUCAUUAUCACGGCAGCCGAUAAAGGCCACCGCCUACGUCAGUCCCACCAUUAAGGGCUCGUCCUCCAUGCCAACCUCCACCAGCCUCCAGGGUCUGAACGUCAGCAGCGGGAUGAACACAGGGGGUGGCAGUGGCAUCCCUCUGCUCAGUAAACCACCAGGUGGAGGGGGGACACCCACCUCUACGCCGAACACGCCCCGCAGCAGCCUGCCCCGUCCUGCUUCCUUUGUUGGCACUCCAAGCUCAACCCCCCGCAACAAGGUGGCCCAACCAGCUCGAAGUUUACUGACGCCUCCAAAGAGCUUGUACCUCAGUGCCCUUCGUGACAGCACCUGGAAAGACGGCUGCUACUGAUGACCGGGUUAACUGGUGCAGUGUAAACCCUGCUGGCUGGGGCAACUCGCUACACCUCCACAUACGUUUUUUCAUGGGGACAUUUA
Molecule: messenger RNA, 2109 nt
Organism: Plectropomus leopardus (leopard coralgrouper)
Lineage: Eukaryota; Metazoa; Chordata; Actinopteri; Perciformes; Serranidae
Source: RefSeq, a predicted model, not a curated record